This is a messenger RNA of Oncorhynchus tshawytscha (Chinook salmon), 5052 nucleotides long. It is a transcript of the gene tnn, whose product is annotated as tenascin N. Bases 240 to 4394 code for a protein of 1384 amino acids. The transcript is spliced from 20 exons. NCBI's taxonomy places the organism in Eukaryota, Metazoa, Chordata, Actinopteri, Salmoniformes, Salmonidae. The record is from RefSeq and is a predicted model, not a curated record. Gene Ontology annotation, molecular function: protein binding.
UGAUUGAGGAGCAAGAGAAGAGACACUCCCAAACUACUUCCCAUUGGCCAUAGGCCUUUCGGAGAUGGAAUUUAACGACUUGAAGGAAAGACUGUUGCUGCAGGAGCCACGGAGGCAUUGGUUAUAAGGGCCCUUUCAAACUCCUGCUCUGAGCUUGUCAACAGGUGUCAGAGAGAGAAGCAAUAGAGCGACAGAUUCUCAGGCUUUCAGAGGACGGAGUCACAGGGAAUUGCGACGCCAUGACUACUAGACUUCACUGGCUCUCAAGAGCCCUCUGCCUGAUAGGCAUACUGUGCACUGUCACUACCACAUAUGUGACAGAAGAUUCUCCAGCCCCCGCUGAGAAAGGAGUCACCUUCAGCCACAUCUAUAAGAUAGACCUGACCAAGAGCCCUGGCUGUAAAUUGGCCUUCCAGACCAUGCCUCACCAGCAGGACCAGGGAUUAGGUCUGCAAGAGCUGGAGGGGGGCCCUACUCUGGAGGGGGACAAGGACAUAGUAUUCAGGCACCAAAUCAACCUCAAGACCUCAAAGUGUGACUGUGAUGAGUCGGAGCGCUUCAAGUCUUUGCUGUACAGAGUCAACGGGCUGGAGGAGGAGGUGGAACACCUGAAGAGUCAGUGCUCCCAGGGCUUCUGUGGGGGCAAAGGUGGUGGAGCAAGAGGUGUGGACACUAGCUGUAGUGGCCACGGGACCUACCAGCACGGCACCUGCAGCUGCCAAUGUAACCCUGGCUGGGAAGGCCCAGACUGCUCCAUCUCCACCUGUCCUGAUGAGUGCAACGACCAUGGGCGCUGUGUGGAUGGCAAGUGUGUGUGCCUUGCUGGCUACAUGGGGAGUGACUGCAGCCAGCUGAUGUGCCCAGGUGACUGCAACGAUAAGGGAUACUGCGUGGACGGGAAGUGUGUGUGCUUCAGCCACUUCACCGGCGAAGACUGCAGCGAACAGAAAUGCAGUCCUGACUGCGUCCACGGUACCUGCGUGAAUGGAAUGUGUAUCUGUGACGAGGGCUUCUUCGGGGAUGACUGCUCUACAGUGUUUGGCCCUAACGGCCUGCGUCUGGUCAGGGUGACUGAUGUCUCGCUGCUGGUAGAGUGGCAGGCGGUGAGAGCAGCAGAGUACUACGUCUUGGCCUGGCACCCUGAGGGCAACGAGGCAGAGCAGGAGCGGGUCACCGUUCCCAACACAGAGACCUCCUACCUGAUCACUGGUCUUAGGCCGGGGGUCACCUACAUAGUGCAGGUGUACGCUGUCAUCAAGGAGAUCCAGAGCGAGGGGGACAGGAUAGAGGCGACCACAGUGGUGUCUGGUAUUGAUGGUAUCCGGGUAUUGGGCCAGACUGAGGACUCUAUCCAGGUGGACUGGCAGAACCCUGCAGCACCUCUGGACCACUUCAGACUAACCCAUGCUAACCCUGACGGGCAGGAGGAGGAGCAGAUCGUACCUAUGAGCGCAGAGGCCAGGACCACCAACACCAUCGUAGGACUGCAACCUGGCACUGAGUACCUCAUCACAGUGCAAGGCAUCAAAGGCACCAUCGAGGGGAAAGCCUCCUUCGUCACCGGGGUCACAGAUCUUGAUGCUCCUACGAACCUCUUGACCAAAGAAGUGACAGAGGACACUGCUACCGUGGAAUGGCAGAAGGUACAGACAGAGAUCGAUGGCUACGUGAUCAGCUACAGCUCUGCUGAGGGCUCCAGUGGGGAAAUCCCUGUGGGGGCAGACAGCAGCUCCUACAGGCUGACUGGGCUGAGGCCUGGAGUCAUCUACACAGUCUACAUCUGGGCUGUCAAGGGCUCCCGGGUCAGCAGGAAGAGCUCCACAGAAGCUGAGACAGAUCUGGAUGCUCCUGCUAACCUGUUGACCAGAGAAGUGACAGAGGACACAACGACAGUAACAUGGGAAAAAGUCCAAGCUGAAAUUGACAGCUAUGUGAUCAGCUACAGCUCUGCUGAGGGCUCCAGUGGGGAGAUCCCUGUGGGGGCAGACAGCAGCUCCUACAGGCUGACUGGGCUGAGGCCUGGAGUCAUCUACACAGUCUACAUCUGGGCUGUCAAGGGCUCCCGGGUCAGCAGGAAGAGCUCCACUGUAGCUGAGACAGAUCUGGAUGCUCCUACUAACCUCUUGACCAGAGAAGUGACCGAGGACGCAGCCGAUGUGUCAUGGGACAGACCUCUAGGGGACAUCGACGGCUACGUGAUCAGCUACAGCUCUGCUGAGGGCUCCAGUGGGGAGAUCCCUGUGGGGGCAGACAGCAGCUCCUACAGGCUGACUGGGCUGAGGCCUGGAGUCGUCUACACAGUCUACAUCUGGGCUGUCAAGGGCUCCCGGGUCAGCAGGAAGAGCUCCACUGUAGCUGAGACAGAUCUGGAUGCUCCUACUAACCUCUUGACCAGAGAAGUGACCGAGGACACAGCCGAUGUGUCGUGGGACAGACCUCUAGGGGACAUCGACGGCUACAUGAUCAGCUACAGCUCUGCUGAGGGCUCCAGUGGGGAGAUCCCUGUGGGGGCAGACAGCAGCUCCUACAGGCUGACUGGGCUGAGGCCUGGAGUCAUCUACACAGUCUACAUAUGGGCUGUCAAGGGCUCCAGGGUCAGCAGGAAGAGCUCCACUGUAGCUGAGACAGAUCUGGAUGCUCCUACUAACCUCUUGACCAGAGAAGUGACCGAGGACACAGCCGAUGUGUCGUGGGACAGACCUCUAGCGGACAUCGACGGCUACAUGAUCAGCUACAGCUCUGCUGAGGGCUCCAGUGGGGAGAUCCCUUUGGGGGCAGACAGCAGCUCCUACAGGCUGACUGGGCUGAGGCCUGGAGUCAUCUACACAGUCUACAUCUGGGCUGUCAAGGGCUCCCGGGUCAGCAGGAAGAGCUCCACUGUAGCUGAAACAGAUCUGGAUGCUCCUACUAACCUCUUGACCAGAGAAGUGACCGAGGACACAGCCGAUGUGUCGUGGGACAGACCUCUAGGGGACAUCGACGGCUACAUGAUCAGCUACAGCUCUGCUGAGGGCUCCAGUGGGGAGAUCCCUGUGGGGGCAGACAGCAGCUCCUACAGGCUGACUGGGCUGAGGCCUGGAGUCAUCUACACAGUCUACAUAUGGGCUGUCAAGGGCUCCCGGGUCAGCAGGAAGAGCUCCACUGUAGCUGAGACAGAUCUGGAUGCUCCUACUAACCUCUUGACCAGAGAAGUGACCGAGGACACAGCCGAUGUGUCGUGGGACAGACCUCUAGCGGACAUCGACGGCUACAUGAUCAGCUACAGCUCUGCUGAGGGCUCCAGUGGGGAGAUCCCUGUGGGGGCAGACAGCAGCUCCUACAGGCUGACUGGGCUGAGGCCUGGAGUCAUCUACACAGUCUACAUCUGGGCUGUCAAGGGCUCCCGGGUCAGCAGGAAGAGCUCCACACCAGCUGAGACAGAAAUUGAUUCGCCUAAGAACCUAAAAGCGUCAGAUGUUAAGCUGGACGCUGCGACCCUGACCUGGACUGCUCCCUUAGCCAGAAUCGAUGGCUACAUCCUCACAUUCAGAGCUGAGGAUGGCACAUUGAAGACUUUGGAGAAGAAGCUGAGGGAAGGAGAGAGCAGGUUUGCCAUGUCAGGCCUGGAGAUGGGAAAGAACUAUAUUGUUACCCUCCUCGCUUACAGAGGAGCAAAGAAGAGCAGAGUGAUAGAGACCACAUUCAAAACAGUGGGUUUGUUGCACCCGUUCCCCAUGGACUGUACUCAGAUUAAGACGAAUGGUAACAUGGCAAGUGGAAUCUACACGAUUUAUAUCAACAGUGAUCGCACCAAGCCCAUGGACGUGUACUGUGACAUGGACACUGAUGGCGGUGGAUGGGUGGUGUUACAAAGACGCAACAAUGGACAGAUGGACUUCAUGAAGCGCUGGAGACCGUACAUGGCCGGCUUUGGGAACAUGACUGAUGAGUUCUGGCUCGGUCUGGACAAUAUCUAUGAGCUGACCAAUACUCCUACCCAGUAUGAGUUGCGAGUGGACCUGGGUGUGGGUUCAGAGAAGGCCUAUGCCGUCUAUGACAACUUCAAGAUAGCCCCGGCAAAGCAGAAGUUCAAGCUGACCAUCGGCAAAUACAGAGGAACAGCAGGUGAUGCCAUGAACUACCAUCAAGGUCGCCCUUUCUCUACUGUUGACAAUGACAAUGACAUUGCUCUUGGUAACUGCGCCCUGACUCAUCGUGGCGCUUGGUGGUACAAGAACUGUCACCUUGCCAACCUGAACGGCAAAUUCGGAGACAACAGACACAGCAUGGGUGUGAACUGGGAGCCAUGGAAAGGCCACCUCAUGUCUCUUGAUUUCACUGAGAUGAAGAUCCGGCCAGUGGGCGCCGCCAGGAAGAGGAGGUCGCUUAGCAGCAGAACAGCUCCCAGAAAAUAGUCCCCUCUGACUAACUAAAAUAUUCAAUGGGAACCUCAUUACAAACCAGGCAGAGUAGCUAGAGCCUCAACUCUAUCACAGGAUUACUGUAUAACUUACCUCUGUAACGUAUCACAUGACUGUCUUUAUUAUGAAUAGAGGUCCCCUUUGUGAUAGCAAAUUCAUCAGGGACCCCCUCAUAAUCAGAACACAUCUCGAGUGAGAUAAAAAAUAACAUUCAAAGAGUUUUACUAUGACUUCAGCAGUGCAUGGCCAGACGAACCAAGUCUCAGUCCCUGGAAAGGAAUGUUAAACAUAAUUUUAAAAAUGUAUAUUGUUUGACUUUUUUUUAUCUGGACACGGACCCCCUGUGGACCCCACUUUAAGAAUCCCUGAGCUAGAUGACCCAUUGACACCAUGUUUUUAGAAUAGUUAUACCGCUCUUGUUCACAUUCAUAACAUAGCAUAGACCCUGACCCUCUCUUCUAAGGUUUGGUCCCCUGCCUACCCAGCCUACUCUGAGUUAGCUAGACAUCACAUUUCAGAUGUCAUGCAUAGGAAAUAGAAUGGAUGAUAUGCUCCUGUGCUUGUAAGAUUGUAUUUUCAAAUGUGUAUUGUAGUUGUUGUAUUAUAUUCAUGCCACACAUUCUCAGAGAAAUAAAGUCCCCCCCAAAAAGUU